AUGGGGAGCCAGGACAGACAGCAGUCUUCAGUGAAAUGGGCAGGAGCGGAGAGGAGGAGGGGCCAGGCAACCAGUAGCAGCAGAGUGGAGGGAUCUGCCUGGUGUGUAGGGUCAGAUCAGUCUCUGGAGCAGCCACCACAGGCAGGCAUCUUGGAGCUGUUGAGUGAAGGCAAACAGAUGGCUGAGCUCACUGGAUGCCAACGUGCCAAAGUGUUGGCAAUAUUGUUCCAGGGUGCAGCCAAACCACUACAAGAUAGCCCACUUCAGUCGGACAGUAACACCAGUUUCUUGAGAGCAGCAAGAGCUGGAAACAUUGAAAAAGUUCUGGAGCUUCUGAAGGGAGGACAAGACAUCAGCACCUGUAACCAGAAUGGGUUAAAUGCUCUUCAUCUCGCUGCUAAAGAAGGUCAUGUGGAGCUGGUGGAGGAGCUGCUGGAGAGAGGAGCAACUGUAAACUCAGCUACCAAGAAAGGAAAUACUGCUCUCCACAUUGCCUCAUUGGCUGGGCAGAAGGAAGUGGCUAAGCUGCUGGUGAAAAGAGGAGCAGACGUGAACUCCCAAUCACAGAAUGGCUUCACUCCACUCUAUAUGGCUGCUCAGGAGAAUCACCUGGAUGUGGUGCGCUACCUGCUGGAGAAUGGAGGCAACCAGAGUACAGCCACCGAGGACGGCUUCACUCCGUUAGCGAUUGCUCUGCAGCAAGGUCACAACCAGGUAGUGUCUCUGUUGCUGGAGAAAGACACGAAAGGGAAAGUACGUUUACCCGCACUGCACAUCGCUGCCCGCAAAGAUGACACCAAGUCUGCUGCACUACUGCUCCAGAAUGACCACAAUGCUGAUGUCCAGGCCAAGAUGAUGGUCAACAGGACAACUGAGAGUGGCUUCACUCCACUCCACAUCGCUGCCCAUUAUGGAAAUGUUAAUGUUUCUACACUGCUGCUGAACCGUGGCGCCGCUGUGGACUUCACUGCCAGGAAUGGCAUCACCCCUCUCCAUGUGGCAUCUAAACGAGGAAAUACCAACAUGGUGUCCUUGCUGCUCGAUAGGGGGGCACAGAUCGAUGCUAAGACCAGGGAUGGACUGACUCCGCUACACUGUGCUGCCAGAAGUGGUCAUGAUGCAUCGGUAGAGCUGCUGUUAGAGAAAGGAGCGCCGAUACUCGCACGAACCAAGAAUGGGCUGUCCCCACUGCACAUGUCUGCACAGGGCGAUCAUGUCGAGUGUGUAAAGCACCUGCUACAAUACAAGGCACCAGUUGAUGAUGUCACUCUGGACUACCUCACUGCUCUGCAUGUCUCUGCCCAUUGUGGCCAUUACAGAGUCACUAAAUUAUUGUUGGACAAGAGAGCGAAUCCCAACGCACGAGCGCUGAAUGGCUUCACUCCACUGCAUAUUGCCUGUAAGAAGAACAGAGUAAAGGUGAUGGAGCUGCUAGUGAAAUAUGGAGCCGCCAUUCAGGCCAUCACCGAAUCGGGUUUGACUCCAAUCCAUGUGUCAGCCUUCAUGGGUCACCUGAAUAUUGUGCUGUUGUUGCUGCAGAAUGGAGCUUCACCAGACGUCUGCAACGUCCGGGGAGAGACAGCCCUGCACAUGUCAGCGAGAGCAGGGCAGGUGGAGGUGGUGCGCUGCCUGCUGAGAAAUGGAGCUCAUGUGGAUGCAACAGCCAGAGAAGGUCAGACCCCCCUUCACAUUUCAGCAAGGUUGGGUCAGUCUGAUACGGUGCAGUUGUUGUUGCAGCACAUGGCUGAUCCUGACGCUGCUACCACUAACGGAUACACACCUCUGCACAUUGCCGCUCGAGAGGGACACACACACAUCGUCUCUGUGCUGCUGGAAGCUGGAGCCACACACGCACUGACCACCAAGAAAGGAUUUACUCCUCUGCAUGUAGCUGCAAAGUAUGGAAGCCUGGAGGUGGCCAAACUCCUACUGCAGCGCAGAGCUCUUCCUGAUGAAGCUGGAAAGGAUGGUCUCACUCCUCUGCAUGUGGCAGUUCACUAUAGUAAUCAGCAGGUUGCACUUCUGCUGCUGGAUAAAGGUGCAUCACCUCACAGCACAGCCAAGAAUGGAUAUACUCCACUCCACAUUGCGGCAAGGAAGAAUGAGCUGCAGGUGGCAAGAGUGUUAUUGCAGAAGGGGGCAGAGCCUGGAGCUGCAACACGGCAAUUCAUGACCCCACUGCACCUUGCUGCACAAGAGGGACAUGACAACAUGGCUGCCCUGCUGCUGGACCAUGGAACUAAUGUUAAUGCUAAUGCAAAAAACGGUCUCACUCCACUACAUCUUGCUGCUCAGGAGGACAGAGUGAGUGUGGCUGAAAUUCUUGUUAAACACAGUGCAAACUUAGACCACCAAACAAAGCUGGGUUACACUCCUCUUAUCGUCGCCUGUCACUAUGGAAACGUGAAGAUGGUGAACUUCCUGUUGCAGCAUGGAGCAAACGUAAACACCAAAACUAGAAACGGGUACACACCGCUUCACCAAGCAGCUCAGCAGGGAAACACACACAUCAUCAAUGUUCUUCUUCACCACGGUGCGAAGCCCAAUGCAGUUACCAUGAAUGGGAACACCGCUCUCUCCAUUGCUAAGCGUCUUGGCUAUAUCUCUGUGGUGGACACACUGAAGGUUGUCACCGAGGAGGUCAUCACCAUGACAACUACGGUGACAGAGAAGCACAAACUAAAUGUUCCUGAGACAAUGACUGAAGUUUUGGAUGUUUCUGAUGAGGAAGGUGAAGACACAAUGACAGGAGAUGGAGGUGAGUAUUUGAGGGCGGAGGACCUGAGAGAACUGGGAGAUGACUCUCUCUCUGGACAAUAUCUGGAUGGCAUGAGCUACCUCAGCCACAACCUCGACAGGGCACAUUACCCUCCACCUCACUUGGGCUACCAGAGAGAUGGAGUUCUCAUUGAGGACAUGAUCACCAGCCACCAGGUACCAAGCCUGUCCAGAGAGAAUGAUAAAGACUCGUACCAGCUGAGCUGGGGAGCUGAACACCUAGACAAUGUAGUACUAACUAACACACUGCUGCAGUCUGGCUUCCUGGUCAGUUUCAUGGUAGAUGCAAGGGGUGGGGCCAUGCGUGGUUGCCGUCACAAUGGACUACGCAUCAUAGUCCCACCCAGAAAGUGUUCAGCUCCAACGCGUGUGACCUGCAGACUGGUGAAGAGACACCGUGUUGCCACAAUGCCCCUGGUGGAAGGAGAUGGAAUUACAGGACGUAUCAUAGAGGUUGGACCUACAGGAUCACCAUUCCUUGGGAAGUUACACUUGCCUACAGCUCCGCCCCCUCUUAAUGAGGGAGAGAGUUUGGUGAGCAGAAUCCUGCAACUUGGCCCACCGGGAACCAAAUUCCUUGGACCAGUGAUAGUGGAGAUUCCUCACUUUGCGGCUCUGCGUGGUUCUGAGCGAGAACUUGUGGUUCUGCGCAGUGAGACAGGAGAGAGCUGGAGAGAACACCACUGUGAGCACACUGAGGAGGAACUCAACCAAAUCCUCAACGGCAUGGAUGAGGAAUUGGACUCUCCCGAGGAACUGGAGAAGAAGCGUAUCUGCCGCAUCAUCACUCGUGAUUUCCCACAGUUCUUUGCAGUGGUGUCUCGGAUACGGCAGGACAGUCACCUGAUUGGUCCAGAGGGGGGAGUUCUUAGCAGCUCUUUGGUUCCUCAGGUGCAGACGGUGUUUCCUGAGGGAGCUCUAACCAAGAGGAUCCGUGUCGGACUGCAGGCUCAGCCAAUAGGGCCUGAGGUAGUGAAGAGGAUUCUAGGUAAUAAGGCAACAUUCAGCCCCAUUGUUACUUUGGAGCCUCGGAGACGCAAAUUCCAUAAACCCAUCACCAUGACGAUCCCCAUUCCAAAAACCUCCACCAGUCAGAGCAGCAAUGACAUGCUGGGGGAGACGCCCACUCUGCGUUUACUGUGCAGCAUCACAGGAGGUACCACCCCAGCACAGUGGGAGGACAUCACCGGUUCGACUCCUCUCACCUUCAUUAAUCAGUGUGUCUCCUUCACUACCAAUGUCUCGGCUCGGUUCUGGCUGAUAGACUGCCGUCAGAUUCAGGAGUCCGUGAUGUUCUGUGCACAGCUGUAUAGGGAGAUCAUUUGUGUUCCUUACAUGGCCAAGUUUGUCAUCUUCGCUAAGACACUAGACCCAAUCGAGGCACGGCUGCGCUGUUUCUGCAUGACCGAUGACAAGAUGGACAAGACUCUGGAACAGCAGGAGAACUUUACGGAGGUGGCACGCAGCCGAGACGUGGAGGUUCUAGAAGGAAAGCCCAUUUUUGCGGAUUGUUUUGGAAACCUCGUUCCUCUGACUAAAAGUGGACAGCACCAUGUCUUCAGCUUUUAUGCCUUCAAGGAGAACCGUCUUGCUCUCUUCAUCAAGAUCCGUGACAGUGCACAGGAGCCGUGUGGUCGACUUUCAUUUACCAAAGAACCAAGAACGUACCGCAGCCUGAACCACAAUGCCAUCUGCAACUUGAACAUCACACUUCCUGUUUACUCAAAGGAGUCUGAUUCAGACCAGGAUGCUGAUGAAGAGAGUGAGAAGACCCAUGACAAAUAUGAGGAUGAAACUGAAUCAACAGAAUUCUCCACACUGCACACACACAUGGUUCACGAUCCAGCAACGCUCGCCAGUCCUGAUCUCCUCUCAGAUGUCUCAGAUAUGAAGCAGGAUCUUAAUAAAAUAUCAGGCUUCCUGACCAAUGAGCUUUCAGAGCCAUCUCUCAUGGAUGCAUUAAAAUACCCUCUAGAUAAUGAGGGUGAAGAGGAGCCAUUUGAGAUAAUUGAAAAGAUCAAAGGGGACUUGGAGAAGGUGGGAAAGAUUCUAAACGUUGAAAGCUUUGGUAAGGAAACUGAAAAAUCUACAUGUAGUGAUAAAGAGGCAGCAGAAGAGAAAAGGCAGAUAGUUGAGCCUUUACUUAGUGAGGUCAGAAUCACAAGAGCCACUGACUGUAAUUCUGUGCCCCAAAAGGAUGCAUCUGAAAUUAUUUCACAUCUUAGUACAGAUUUGGAGAGCUAUCUCCAGCACCUGCCUGUGACUGCUCAUCCUGUCCAAGAAGAGAAUAUCAUCGAAGAAACAUUUACGGAAGUUGUGCUACCUCAGAAGCGUCAUCCUCCAAGAAUAAAAAAACCAGCAAGAAAGAAGCUGAAAGAGAGAGAGUUUGUAAGCUGUAGCUCUGAAGAUGAGCUGGAGAGGAUGAGCUCUGAGGAAUCACUCGAUGGAGACACACUUCUCGGAGACUCUGAGUUUGAAGUGCCACCUGUGUCUCCUAAAGUUGUGGAGACUCCCAUUGGGUCCAUCAAAGACAGAGUCAAAGCACUGCAGAAGAAAGUGGAAGAGGAGGAAAAGGAGACAAGUGUCAAAGUCAGAGAGGUGAGACAAGUGACUGCCGUCUCAAGCAAAGCUUUCCUGUCCACGAGAGAAAUGGAGGAAAAUUACACUCCAACUUCUAAAUCUCCAAAAUCCCCUCGGUCUCAGACUGAGAGAAUAGAGCACUCCAUGUCUGUGAAGGAGCUGAUGCAGGCAUUUCAAACUGGACAGGACCCGUCAAAGAGCAAAUCUGGACUUUUUGAACAUAAAGCAAUUACUAAGCUAGCGGUUACGUCUGCAACAAAAGAUUCUGAGGAAACUAAAAAUGUUCAAAUAUCUGACCUACAAACUUCAGAAAUUAAACCAUCAACAGAAGAGAUCAAUGCUCAGAGCAUCAAGGGAGGAUCAUUACAAAUCAUCCAUGACCAAUAUCAACAAAAUAAGAUUGUGAUUAGUGAUGAAAUUUUACAUGAGCAGGCACGAAGAAUAUCAGAGGAUCCUAGUGUUAGCAAAACUUGUGUGGACUUUUCACUUAAUAACAAAGACUCCUGGAAACCAAGCAGGCUGCAAAGUGAGAAAACACUGGUUAGUGUAAGAGACAAAAUAUAUAAAUCACCUUCAAAUAUGUCAUUUGAUUAUGAGGAAGAGGGUAAGGAAGAGAUAUUAUUCAGUGAGGAUAAAAUCAUAGAAAAUAAAGAAUGCUCUAAGGAACUGUGUCAAGAGAAAAUACAAGCUAAAGACUCAACAGUAACUUUGGAAGUGUGGCACCAUGAAGAAGAACAGUGCAGUCCUGAAAUACUGCAUUAUGAAAAACUAAGCACCAGGCAUGAACGGAGAAUAUCUGAAGAACCACAGAUUAGCCCAGACCGGAAACCUUCUGAAGACUUCAGUGCUGUUAUCAAAGAGGAACUCAAGGAGAGUCCAGAGUAUCAGAUGUUUAUCCAAGCAGCAGGUCCAUUGCCAGUCAGCUCCACCUCGUAUAUCGAGACUUGUAUUAUACAAGACAGCAGUCAGGUGGAGCACAAUGCUGUGGAACACCAUUCACAGAAGCCAAAGCCAGCAGUCUGUUUUGCUCCUGCAGUGGUCCAGAGUGAGAAAUAUAUUUCAACAAUAAUUCACGAUGAGGAAAUAAAUGAAAAACUCAAGAGGAGCAUGCAAACAGAUGAAGAUUCAACAGAAACUAUGUUCAAGAGCAGGAUACCUAGAACACGUGUAGGAGAGUAUGAAGCUUAUGAAGAAUUUAAACAAACUGUAAAUACAAGUCCCGAAAUGCUAAUCAUAAGUGACCAGAAGGUUAAAUCACCCACGGAGCCAGAAGACCAGCCUGAGGAGAAGAGUGUAAUGCAAUUAGAAUACACAGAAAGUGGAAGUCCAACUAAAAGUGCAGUCCAAACAAGACUUGAAGAAACACAAGAGACAGAAGAAAAAGACCAGCAAGCUCAAGACACAAAGCAAGUGGCAUUUUAUAUGGAGAUCAAAAGUCCAGUCCAUGCAGAGCUGGAGUUCACGCAAAUGUCACCUAAAGAUAUCAAAAGCCAAGUACAAGCAGAGCAGGAAAUCAGUUUUCAGGGUGAAAGAGAUCAGUUGAGUCAGGAUAUGUGCAGCCAUGAGGAAAUUGUGGAGUCUGAAGAAUUUCAGAAAAUUCAGCAAAUGUUAUCCAGACCACAUGACCUGGAAGACCCACAACCUAUAAUGAGUGAUCUUAAAAUAAACUCACCAAAGAUGACACCUGAUGAAGAGGAUCUUUCUUCUCAUAAGUCUCCUGACUCAGUUCAGCUAUCAUCAACAGAAAUCAAAACAGUCCAAACAGAGCUUGAGGAAAGAUACUUACAUGAGACCGAGGAAGUCCAACAUGUAUAUAUAACUACAAUGGAAAGGAUGAUUGUUACAGAAACGCAAACACAAACUCACACAGAAGAGAGAAUAGGUUUUACUGUAAAAUCUGGAAUUUCAGAUCAGAAUCUGGAUGACAGCAAUGAGACUCUUGUACCGGAGGAAACUAAACAAAUUAGAGGAAUUUAUAAGAUUUCUUCUGAAGUUCAGGAAAGUCAGCAAAUUCCUUAUUCCACAUCCUCUACAUCUAGCUCUGGUGUCCUCAGUGACCUACAGGACAUAAUAAGUGAUCCUGAAAGUGGAUGCAAAUCAGACUGUCAGGAAAUAACACCUGGCAAUGAGGAUUUCUCUACUCACAAGCCUCCUGACUCUGUGCAAGUAUCAUCCAGAGAAAUCAAAAGUCCAGUCCAAACAGAGAGAACAGGUUUACAUGAUGCAGAAGAAGACCAUGAGCAUGUGUAUAAGACUACAGUGGAAAAAUUUUCACUUUCAGAAAUCCAAACACAAAUCCAGACAGAGGAGGAAAGAAGUGUUAAUGUGGGAGUGGAUAUUCCAGUUCAGGAUCUGGAUGACACCUAUCAGGAUUAUACAUUUAAGGAAACUAAACAAACUAAAGAUAUUUGUGACAUUUCCUCUGAGGAAACUGCUGAGUCUGAAGAGUAUCAGCAAAUUCAGCACAGGUUGUAUAGUGCUAUUAACCUUCAUGACCUACAGCCUAUAAUGAUGAGUGGACCUGAAAGUGCCCGCCAGGUAGACCCCCAGGAGAUUACACCUGAUGAAGAGGAUCUCUCUUUUCACAAGUCUCCUGACUCAGUUCAUGAAAUAUCAGAAGAAAUCAAAAGCCCAGUCCAAACAGAAAGAACAGAAAGAACAGGUUUACAUGAGACAGAAGAUGAUGAACAGCAUGGGUAUAAGACCAAAGUGGAAAGUUGUUCACCUACAGAAAUGCAAACAAAAAUCCAGACAGAGGAGGAACUAAGUGUUAAUGUGGGAGUGGAUAUUCCAGUUCAGGCUCUGGAUGACACCUAUCAGGAGUGUGCACUUAAGGAAAUUAAACAAACUAGAGAUAUUUGUGAGAUUUCCUCAGAAGAACCUGCUGAGGAAAUUCAACAAAGGUUGUAUAGUGCUAUUAACCUUCAUGACCUACAGCCUAGAAUGACGAGUGGACCUGAAAGUGUCUGCCAGGUUGACCCCCAGGAGACUAUAUCUGGUAAAGAGUGUCUUUCUUCUUCUGACUCAGUGCAAGUAUCAUCAACGGAAAUCAAAAGUCCAGUCCAAAUACAGCUUGAGGAAACACAUUUACAUGAGACAGAAGUGGAAGACCAGCAUGAGUUUAUGACUAUAGUCGAAAAGUUGUCACCUCCAAAAAGCCCAGACCAACCAGAGCAGGAAAUAAAUGUUGAGGUUGAAGAUGAUUGUUUAGUUCAAGAUCGGCAUGACAGCUACAUAGUUUCUCCAGUUGAAAAAACUAAACAAAUAAGAGGAAUUGAUGAAUUUUACUCUGUAGAAACUGCCAAGUCUGAAAGAUUUCAGGAAAUUCAGCAAUCAUUGUCUAGACCAGACAAUUUAGAAGACCUACAGCCUGCAUUGACGAGUGAUCUUAAAAGUAUAUGCCAAGGAGACUCACUGGAGUCUUCAUCUUUUAAAGAGGAUUCGUCUUCUAAUAAGUCUCCUGACUCCAUCGAGCCAAGUCCAACCAAGGACUUUCCAUGUCCUGACUCCUUAGAGACAAGUCCCACAAUCCAGAGACCAGGCUCCAAAAGCCCAGAGCUCUUACAUCAAGCCAGCAAUGACUCACAAAGCAGCCAGCUUGCAGUCAGCUUCACAGAAAACAUAGAGUUAGAAAUUAGUAAUGAAAUGAUAAUCCAAAGAGAAGCUGAGAUUCCAGGCUUACAGUGCCUUUCAACUCGCUUAAAGUCACAUACAUCUCCACUGGAUGAAGAAAACCUGCAAAGCAGUGGUCUGGUACAAAGACAGGCUACACCAAAUGAAGAAAUUAUAUAUAUGGAUAUGAAAAUUAAAACAUUUGAUGAAAUGAAGGAUCCUGAAAUGCAGAGGUUUGAUUCAGCCAAUUCAGUAGAGCUUUUGGUGAAGGAUGCGAUGAGGACAGAAGGAAUGUUAAUCCUAAAUGAGGAUAACGCAUCUGUAUAUUCUGAAAUUCCUGAUACACAGGAGCCAUCGGCGCCUUUACAGCCAUUUCUAGAGGGAAAUGAUGAGGAAGCUCAAGAGAACAGUGAAUUGAAAAAUCAGUUCACUCCUGAGGAAAAGAUGUUCAAGAUGGCAGCAAAAAUCCGGGUCUUUGAUGAAAUUGAAAAGGAAACCAAAACAAGAAAGGUUAGAUUUGAUUUCACCGCUUUAUCCCAGGAUAGAGAUGAUGAGCUGCAGCAAAAGGAAGAGCUUUGGUCCUGUGAUGAAAGUCCACUAGAUUAUGAAGAGGAAGACACAAACCAGAAGUGUGGACCUGAGUCCAGUACUGUGUUGUCUUCAUACCGACAGUCAGAGAAGUGCGAUAACGCACCACUAACUGAACCACCACAAGAGGAAACUGAACAAGCCUUGAGGGAAAUUCAGGUCUCAGGGUGUAGUUACAGUCAUGAAUAUGGAGCUUCAGAUUUGAGAGGUGAGAUGGAGAUGGAAGGAUUACCUAUGCAAAUUCACAUUGACAAAAAGGAGUUGAGCCAUGAAGAUGUUUCUCCUGAGUGCCUUAUUAAAAAAGACAAGGCUGACACAAUGGAGGCUUUGGCUGAGGAUUCAGCUGCACUGUUAGUGGACAACAAAACUGAUAGCAACUCUGAUAUUGCAUGUCACAUCAUCGAUGAGAAAACUGGAGAAAUGCCUCAGUCUUUAGUUGACACUGUGUUUCCUGUGUGUGAUGGGAAAGCUAAGGAAGAUUAUCAGCCACAUCUGUAUGGUUAUGAAGAUGAUCAUUCAGUUGGUGCUGAAAAGUCACAAAGAAUUUCAGAACUGGUUCAUGGAGACUUGGUUCCUUGGAGUGUAGAAUUGGAUGAUGAUGAAAGCUUUCACUCACAGAUUGUGAUGGAAGAGCAGAAAAUUAAUUCCCAGACCUCAGACACUCUGUCUCAGGAGUCUACUCCUGAAAUGCCUCCUGCUCGGAAUCCUACAGAAAAUGGGCAGCCAAACCCGUUCCUGUUCCAGGAAGGGAAACUCUUUGAAAUGACAAGAGGUGGCGCUAUUGAUAUGAGCAGAAGGAGCAUGGAAGAAGAGCAGGGUACAUUUGUCUUUUUCCCCAUAAGUGAGGAUCCUUCAGAGGACAGUCCCUAUGAGCAAGUCAGGGAAAGUGCAAUGGAAUUUAGGACCUCCCUGGAAAUUUCAUUAGAUUCAAACAAUGAAGAUUCACCUCAGGAUGGUUCUGGUCCUUCAGAUGAACCCAGAGAUUCAGAAAGUCACAAGGACUCAGAGAUCCCAAAAGAGAAAGAUCUGGGAUUUGAUUUGUCAGUUGCAGACAUCAAUACUGCCACUUCUACAGUGACUCAGUCCAUCUCCUCUGAGCAGGAUAUGGAGUCAUCUGAGUCUUCAGCAGAGGAUGAUCAGCACUCAGUUAUUGAAAUACCUACACUUACUCAAGAUGAUCUUAUACUUCCUAGUGGAAACACAUUGCAAAUAUCAUCACAGUGUUCUCUCAGCUCACCCAAAUGUCUUGCUGCCAAACCUGACGGUUGGAAACCAAAGUCAAAGAUUCCAGUGAAAGCAACCAGCUUUGAUCACAUUUUGGAGAAAGCUGACACUACAGAGCAAACCAGAAGGCCCAAAUCAGAAGCAGAUAUUGGCCUCUCAGAUGUUAUCAGUGGUCUUCAUUUUUCAUCAGUGAAACCAAAGACUCCUGUAUCCAAAAUACCUGUGUCUGUAGAACAAACAUCAUCAGGUGCACUUCAUUCAGGUCAACCUCAACACACUCAUGAAGGUGGAGGUGCUGAAAAGUCUCCAGAUGAAAAGGACAGCCCCCAAACUGUCCUCGAUGGAGAUAGUAGGUCAAUGCAGUUCCAAACCCCCCCUGUAGGAGAGGACAUAUUUGAAACCAGACCAAACUGGGAGGAUUGUGUAGAGACACAGAUGCAGCGACUCUCAGACAGCAGUAGUCCAGAUCAGAGUAAAGUGAACUGGAAUGAUGAUGCCGAUCGUAAAGAGGAAAUUUUGUCCAUCACUGCUGAUCUUCUCGGAUUUAGCUGGACAGAGUUAGCUAAAGAGCUGGAGUUCAGUGAGAAUGAAGUUCAUCAGGUUCGAGCAGAGAAUCCAAACUCACUGCAGGAGCAGAGUACUGCACUUCUAAAACGCUGGACUGAGCGCGAGGGCAAACAGGCCACCGAGGACUGUUUGAUAAAGACACUGACUAAAAUAAACCGCAUGGACAUUGUCCACCUCAUCAAGACUCAGCUGAACAAAUCACUCCAAGAACAAACAUCCAGAACAUAUGCCGAGAUUGAGAGGACGCUGGACCACAGUGAAGCUCUGUCCUCAGUACAGGAGGUCAGUCCCCGGAUGGUGAGGAGAAUGGAUGUUUCCCAGAAACCCCCAGCUGCAGUGUCAGAGGAGGACCUAUCCGUGGCCUCACUGCUAGACAUUCCUUCCUGGGCUGAGCCUGUAGGCCACACCCACUCUGAGAGUAUCCAUGGAAACAUGCUAGAGGACCUGGAAGUCACACAAGAGGUGUGGGCGUGUCAAGAGGGUGAAACUGACUUAACACACUUAUCUCCACAAGGACCACUCUCAGCUGCAGGUCUGGCUGCAGAUCAGGCUCUGAGUGAACCUGAAGAUCACAAUGUCCUGAGUCUCUCACCUGCAGUAGAACCUCCAAAGCCAUACUUCAACUUCAGUCAGUCUUCCAUUGACAGAUUUUCAUGUGAGCUUUCAACAGACUGGCACUCAAACCAAGCUGAGGUUCGAACAUACAUGUCACAAGGACAUGCUGAGAAAAAUCUGGAAUCUUCACCUGAUGAUCUUUCUCCUGUGUAUGAGAAAAGUGACAUGGAAGAAAGUGAGAAGUCCUCCUCAGAGUUUCUACAGUCUCGUCUCUCUGGCUCUGAUGCACACAAAGUCCUGCAGCUUACUGAGAUUGAUCAAGAACCUGGAGAAGAACUUACUCUUUCAGUUGAUCAAAUGAUGAAGAGAUCUGCUUCAGAGGACUUGACACAGCAAACCCUAGACCUCACCAGGACACCAUCUGAGUCUGAUUACAUUUUUGUAAAUCCUGAAUCUGAUCAGCUCCCAGCUGGAGAACAUGCUGUGUUUGAUUCAGCAUGUAAUUAUAAAGGUAACAUGGAGAAACAGGAACCAUCAGAAGGUUGGAAUGAAGUGUCUCAAAUACCUGAAGCAAAGACGGAAGCUGUUAGUCAAGAGGAAUCUCCUCAAAUGAUUAUACCAUGCAUCCAGGACGCUGCAUCUCCUGAAGAAUCUCUAGAACAGAAACCUCUUUCAGAGGAACUACUUGAUGACCGACAUUCCUCUCAACAAGAACAAAAACAUGACCUUCAAGAAACCCAUAACAUCUACACUGAUGAUGAUGAAAUGCAGCAUGAGGUCCAGUUUGAAGGGAAUAUCACAUCAGGCUGUUCCAUUUUGAAAAAGAGCAUUCUUCAGCAAGAUGUUUCACCAGUUUCUCACUCAGAUGGUUCUCCACGAACACCAGACACAGUCCGAACCAUGCAGCACUUUGAGUUUGGGGAAGUUCUUUGGGCACCAGAGAGAAGCUCUGAUCAGGAGGCUUAUCAGCUUCUCACCAAGGUUCCUGAGAUGGCAACCUCACAAAGCUCAAAAUGUCCACAAUCAGAAUCUUUUAUGUCUGAUUCACUAUCUCAGUUUUCAGAGGAGGCUUCAUUCAGCUGCAGUUUCUCUGAAUCUGACCAAACUACUGUAUGCUCCUUAAGCACCAAUGAAGCUCUGGCAUUACUUCAAAAACUUGUUCCUACAGAAAAUCCACUGACUGGUGAAGGCAUUGCCUUGGAGAGCACUGAGUCAAGAAAAUCUGAACAUCAUGAUGAAACACUCAUAAAACCACUUUCCAAAACUAAAGAGCCUGAAAUCAUGAAGAUGCAGAAUGAACAUGCUCAGAUUCUCCAGAGUGUCUUCCAUCUACCUGAAGAGCAGGAAAUGUUCUUGGCAAACUCAAAUUACUCAGACCUGGGACUAGAACAGAAUGUAGCUUGGGCAACAUGUAUUAGCAUAACGCCACAAGAACGUAGUGCUGAAAGUCCGAGCACAUCUAAGACUGGUGAAGAAGAGAACCAGGAUUCUAUCCAGAACUGCAUGGAAGUACCAGUCAUCCAGGAAGUUUUACAAGAGUCAGAGGAACAAGAGGAGCCAGCCAGACUGAAAAAGAGUUUACAGUCAUACAUUAGUUCUUCUGAAGAAGCUCCUCCUCAUGGGGAUGUUAUGGAUGAUGGGGAUGAUGAUUAUGAUGAUGAUGAUGAUGAUCUGAGGAGGGCUGAUGGUGAAGUUGAUGUUCCUCCACAGACUGAGACUUCGGAACUGUACAUGGAGGAACAGGGACCCCUGCACAUUACACAGGUGAGUCAGAGGGCAUUGGUCAAACGCCGUGGAUCAGCAGAGGACAGAACGGAAGGUCGUGUCCAAUCUAAAGCGGUGAAGAGAACAGUGGUGAAGAGCGAUGGGGAUGAGACAGAGGUGACGUUUACUGAGCAGCAUGAGGCUGCUGAGGUUCGAGUGGUCAGCACAACAGUCAGUGAGAUGGUCAGUGACACUGGAAAACAUUUUGAAAAAACUCACCUGGACACACACCUGGCCACUGCCCAUGAUGACAUCACACAGGGCGAGGAUGAAGAACACGAGUUCUCUGAAGUGGACUUCACUGAAGGGUGCAGGAUGAAGGAAGCAGGUGUAUAG
Neoarius graeffei (lesser salmon catfish) is the source of this 14004-nucleotide messenger RNA. RefSeq names its product ankyrin 2a, neuronal (gene ank2a). Bases 1 to 14004 code for a protein of 4667 amino acids. Gene Ontology annotation, molecular function: protein binding. The transcript is spliced from 52 exons. The record is from RefSeq and is a predicted model, not a curated record. Gene Ontology annotation, cellular component: T-tubule. Gene Ontology annotation, biological process: signal transduction; protein localization to T-tubule; regulation of cardiac muscle contraction. Lineage: Eukaryota; Metazoa; Chordata; Actinopteri; Siluriformes; Ariidae.